This is a messenger RNA of Penicillium cataractarum, 3780 nucleotides long. RefSeq names its product cohesin subunit SMC1. Gene Ontology annotation, molecular function: ATP binding; DNA binding; protein binding. Gene Ontology annotation, cellular component: chromosome; nucleus; cohesin complex. The coding region runs from base 1 to 3780 and encodes 1259 amino acids. The record is from RefSeq and is a predicted model, not a curated record. The transcript has 5 exons. Lineage: Eukaryota; Fungi; Ascomycota; Eurotiomycetes; Eurotiales; Aspergillaceae. Gene Ontology annotation, biological process: sister chromatid cohesion.
AUGGGGAAACUUAUUCGGCUCGAGCUUUUCAAUUUCAAGUCUUACAAGGGCCAUCAUACCCUCUUAUUUGGAGAUGCCUACUUUACGUCCAUUAUUGGACCCAACGGGUCUGGAAAAUCCAACUCGAUGGAUGCCAUCUCGUUCGUUCUAGGAAUUAAGUCAUCUCACCUGCGAUCUACCAACCUCCGCGACCUUGUCUACCGUGGUCGCGUCCUACGCACGUCGAAAGUUGAUGGAGAACCCGCCACAAACGGAGAUGAUGCCGAGCCGGAGGAGGAUGCGGAUGCGAUGGACGAGUCGCAGGAUACAGGCAGCGCGAAUGAUCCCAAGACUGCCUGGGUCAUGGCCGUCUACGAGGAUGAUGCUGGCGAGGAGCAGCAAUGGCGCCGAUCGAUCACCAGCCAAGGUGUCAGCGAGUACCGUAUCAACAACCGAAUCGUGACCGCUCAACAAUACAACGAGGCUCUGGAGGAGGAGAAUAUUUUGAUCCGCGCUCGCAACUUCCUGGUGUUCCAGGGUGAUGUCGAGGCAAUCGCUUCGCAGUCCCCGAGAGACCUCACCCGUCUGAUUGAGCAGAUCUCCGGCAGUCUCGAGUACAAGGCUGAAUACGAGAAGCUGAAAGCAGAGGCGGAAGAGGCUGCGGAACAGCAGACUGUUCAGCUCAACCGCCGACGAGGCAUCAACUCCGAGGUCAAGCAGUAUCAGGAACAGAAGAGGGAGGCAGAGACCUACGCGAAGAAGGCCGAAGAGCGCGACCAGGCCAUCAUCACUCACAUCCUGUGGAAGCUGUUCCACUUCCAGCGUCUCAUUGAUGCUUCCAGCGCCGACAUCCAGAAAUACCAGGAUGAGCUGAAGGAAUACCGCCGCGGCGUGGAAAAGUACGAACACAACGUCGAGGAGGCCAAGAAGGACCAUGCUCGCGUUGGCAGAGAUGUCGGAAAGGCCGAGAGGAACAUCGUCAAGAAGGAGAAAGAUAUCGAAGACCUUAACAACUCCCUGGUACCGAUUGACGAGAAGGUCGACAUUACACAGAAGAAAGUAGAGCGUUAUUCCUCGAAAAUCACGGAGAUUGGCAAAGAACGGACAGCACAGUCGAACAACGGCAAACAGCUCGAGAAGGACCUCAAGCUCGUUGAAAAGGCCCAAGCCCAAUGGGAAGCUGAAUGGCAGAGGACCAUGAGCAAACAGGGAGUCCAGAUGAGCGAAGCCGACCAGCAGGAAUAUAACAAGUUGCGGGAAGAGGUUAGCAAGCGCUCAUCCGCUGACCAGCUCAAUCUCGACAACCUUCGCCGGCAACGGAAGACGGAAGCAGAGGCAGUGAACAGCCUGAAGGGCAAGUUCGAAAGUACCGAAUGGCAGCUGAAGAAUCUCGAAUCCGAGGCGUUCAAUAUGAAUGAACGCAAGUCGACUCUCACAGAUACCGUCAAGACCACCUCCAAGGAAAUCGAGCGGAAGAAGAAAGAUUUGAACGCCUUGACAUCGGAACGCCUGAAGAUUUCUCAGAUGCGGACUGAGCUUGAAGAGAAGCUUCAGGUUGUUUUGAAGAAAUUGCUUGAAGCCGAUGAUGGCAAGAAGCAGAAUGAGCGGGAGAUUCGGGCCAAGGAGCUGGUCUCGACUCUGAAGCGCAUCUUCCCUGGUGUCAAAGGGCGAGUCAGUGACCUCUGCCGGCCCAAGCAGAGGAAAUACGCCGAUGCAGUCAGCACUGUUCUAGGCCGUCACUUUGACGCCAUUGUCGUGGACAAUGAAAAGACUGCCAAGGAAUGCAUUCAGCAUCUGCGUGAUCAGCGUGCCGGCCAAGCCACUUUCAUUCCCUUGGAGACGAUCCAAGUCAAGGCUUUCAACUCGAACCUGAAGGGUAUGCACCGGGGCAUGCGUCCUGCUAUUGAGACCAUCGACUACGAUGAUUCUGUUGCACGAGCUAUCAGCUAUGCUUGCGGCAACUCUAUCGUCUGUGAUGACCUCGCAACUGCGAAAUACCUGUGCUACGAGCGGAAUGUCGAUGCCAAGGCAGUGACUCUGGAUGGCACUGUGAUUCACAAAGGCGGUCUUAUGACCGGUGGACGAGGCCCACAGCAGAAUUCUUCCAAGCGCUGGGAGGACUCUGAAGUUGAGAAUCUCUACAAGCUCAAAGACAAAUUGAUGGCAGACCUUGCAAACCUCCCCAAGAGCCAUCGACGGGGCUCUGAGGAGGAGACUCUUCAAGGAGAGCUGGUUGGCCUCGAGCAGCGGCUGAGCUAUGCCAAAGAGGAGCUGAAGGCUUUGGAGAGGAAUAUUCAGAGCAAGCGCAGCGAGCUAGACUUUGUGAAACGCCAGCACGAAGACCUACGACCGAAGUACACCGAGCGCAAGGAGAAUCUGGACGAGUUGGACGAGACUAUCGAAAACACGCAAGCCUCCGUCAGCACGGUCGAAGAUGAAAUCUAUCGCAAGUUCUGCAAGCGUUUGGGAUUCGAGAAUAUCCGCGAAUACGAAGCCCAACAGGGUUCCUUGCAAGAAGAGGCCUCCCAAAAGAAGCUCGAGUUCACAACACAAAAGAGCCGUAUUGAAAACCAGCUGAGCUUCGAAAAGCAGCGAAUCCAAGCCACGGAUGACCGAAUCAGUGGCCUCAAGGCUCAGUAUGAGCGUGACAUGAGUUUGAUCGAAGAGCUCAAGGGCGAGCAAGAAGAGAUUCGCAACAACCUGGACGAGUCAAAUGCUGAGCUUGAACUGCUGCGCGAGAAUCUCGAGAAGCAGAAGGAGAUCUAUGCAGAGUCUGCGGAAAACCUGGCUGAGCAACGUAGGGAGCUUCAGAAGCGCAGCAAGCACGUUGAGGGAGCCCUCAAGAACAUCAAUGCCCUCGAAGCUGAAAUCCAGCGGAACUCGUCUAGUCGCUACGCUCUCUUGCGACGAUGCAAGCUUGAGGAUAUUGACAUCCCGCUUACCGACUCGUCCAAUAGCCUUGACAAGCUCCCCAUCGAUGAUUUGGUGCAGGCCGCCGACCCAGAUGCUAUGGACGUAGACGAGGCCGAUGACAUGGAUGAGACUCCUGUCGUGCAAGACUACGGAAUUGAAGUCGAUUUCGAUUCUCUCGGUGAAUCACUCAAAGAGGGUACCGAUGAAAAGCUUGAGGAGGAGCUGCUUGAGAAGGUUCGCACUCUCAAUAGUGAACUUGACAAGAUGGCCCCCAAUACGAGAGCCAUGGAACGCCUGGAGAGUGUCGAGAACAAACUUCGUAGCACCGAGAAAGACUUUGAGGAUGCUCGUAAGUAUGCUCGAAAGGCAAAGGAUGAUUUCGAGGCAAUAAUGAAGAGGCGUUCCGAUCUCUUCAACAAGGCCUUUACGCACAUCUCCGAGCAGAUUGGCCCCAUUUACCGCGAGCUGACCCGAAGCACCAACUACCCCCUCGGUGGACAAGCAUACUUGGAUAUCGAGGAUUCCGACGAGCCGUACCUCGAUGGUAUCAAGUAUCACGCCAUGCCUCCCCUCAAGCGUUUCCGAGACAUGGAGCACUUGUCGGGUGGAGAGAAGACCAUGGCAGCUCUUGCUCUUCUGUUUGCCAUCCACUCUUACCAACCUUCACCAUUCUUCGUGCUGGACGAGGUUGACGCCGCUCUCGACAACACCAAUGUCGCUCGCAUUGCCAACUACAUCCAAGAUCACGCCGCCCCUGGCAUGCAGUUCAUUGUCAUCAGUUUGAAGACUGGACUGUUCCAAAACAGUGAAGCUCUCGUUGGUAUUUACCGAGACCAGGUGGAGAAUAGCAGCAAGUCUUUGACCCUUGAUCUCCGCAAAUAUACUUAA